AUGUAUCUUCAUCAAUAUGACUAUAUCUUUGCUAUCGGUACUCUGUUUGCCAUGCUGGAUGCCUACAACAAUGGUGCAAACGAUGUGGCCAACUCUUGGGCAACCAGUGUCUCGUCUAGAUCUAUCUCCUACCGCCAGGCAAUGGUUCUCGGUACCAUUUUCGAAUUUCUAGGCGCCGUUACCGUUGGAUCCCGGACAGCAGACACCAUCAAGAACGGCAUCAUCCCCCUUACAGCCUUCCAGAAUAAUCCAGGUGUACAGAUGAUGGCCUUCACCUGUGCCUUGGCCGCAGCCUCCUCUUGGGUGAUGUGGUGUACCCGGCACUCGGCUCACGUCUCCUCCACCUACUCGUUGAUCUCCGCCGUGGCUGGUGUUGGUGUCGCAACAGCUGGCGCCUCCAAGGUCCAGUGGGGAUGGAACGAUGGAAAGGGCCUGGGUGCUAUCUUUGCAGGCCUGGGAAUGGCCCCAGUCAUCUCAGGUUGCUUUGCAGCUAUCAUCUUCAUGCUCAUCAAGGUGGUUGUGCACAUGCGUCGCAACCCUGUACCAUGGGCUGUCUACAGCGCCCCCCUUUGGUUCCUUGUCGCUGCUACCAUCUGCACACUCUCAAUUGUCUACAAGGGUUCUCCAAACCUGGGCCUGAGCAAGAAGCCCGUCUGGUACAUUGUCGCCGUGACUCUGGGUUGCGGUGGUGGUGUCUGCAUUCUGUCGGCCUUGUUCUUCGUCCCCUAUGUGCACGCUAAGGUGAUCAAGAAGGAUCACUCAGUCAAGUGGUACAUGGUCUUCAUGGGUCCUUUGCUUCUCAACCGCCCUGCCCCCACUGACGGUGAGGAGGCCAAAGUCCCCAACUACGCUGUCGUGCAAGACGAAUACGAUGACGAGGCCUCAACCCAUGAUGCGGGCUCCAUUGACAAGGAUGCUCACACUUCCACCUCCCCAGCGGACAGAGAGAAGAACAUGACUGAGAUCGAAGCGAAUCAGCCUAGCUACAAGGAGGUCAUGGCUCAGUCUGAAGCCCGCCACCGUGCGAAACUCCUCCAGAGCCGCGGUCCUCUCGGCUGGGCUAUGCGCUUCCUCCGUGACAACCCCAUGGGACCUGGUGAGAUCUACGAGGUCCGCAACGCGUGGAUACUUCUUAAGCGUAUCCCGCCUACCAUCGUCUGCGGUCUUUUGUACGGUGCUCACUACGAUAUCCACUCCGCCCAGAGUGGUAUCGCUGGUACCCCUGAAGGCGAGCGGAUGAAGCGUGUCUACGCUGCUGCUGAGAAGUACCCCAACGAAGUCGAGCACACCUACUCCUUCAUCCAGGUCUUGACUGCUUGUACUGCCUCCUUUGCGCACGGUGCCAAUGAUAUUGGUAACUCCGUUGGUCCCUGGGCUGCCAUCUACGCGGCCUGGUCAACCGGUGACCCGGCCGCUGCCAAAGCUGCCGUUCCAGUCUGGCAGCUUGCUGUUCUGGCACUGUGUAUCUCCGCCGGUCUUGUCACUUAUGGUUACAACAUCAUGAAGGUCAUGGGUAACAAGAUUACCUACCACUCUCCCAGUCGUGGGUCUUCCAUGGAGAUGGGUGCUGCUAUCACUGUCCUGGUGUUCUCGCAGUACUCCCUCCCUGUCUCAACUUCGAUGUGCAUCACGGGUGCUACGGUCGGCGUUGGCUUGUGCAACGGUUCUCUCAAGGCUGUCAACUUCCAACGGGUUGGUCUUCUGUUGCUUGCUUGGAUUUUGACAAUUCCUAUUGCCGGCACCCUGGGCGGUUGUCUCAUGGGCCUGUUCCUCAACGCGCCACACUUCUAG
Molecule: messenger RNA, 1791 nt
Organism: Penicillium odoratum
Lineage: Eukaryota; Fungi; Ascomycota; Eurotiomycetes; Eurotiales; Aspergillaceae
Product: inorganic phosphate transporter
Exons: 3
Coding region: 1-1791 (596 amino acids)
Biological process (GO): phosphate ion transmembrane transport
Cellular component (GO): membrane
Source: RefSeq, a predicted model, not a curated record